AUGAAGAGCGAAAGUACCAAGUCUCCCCCCAAGAGCCCUCGAGAGCUUGAGGCUACCGAAAGUAUAGCCAAUGGCCACAUCAUUGGCUCAGGGGAUGCAGGCAUGAAGAAAACAUUCAGCUUCUUGGGGAUCCUGGCUCUCGGGUUCAACAUAUCUAAUAGCUGGGUCGCCAUCGCCUCCUCCUUGGCUCUUUCCAUAGCUGCCGGAGGCACCGUCACUAUACUUUACGGGAUCCUGGUUGUUGGAUUUGCCAUGAUAUGCACCGGUUUCAGCCUAGCAGAGCUCGCCAGCGUCUACCCGACUGCUGGUGGGCAGUACCACUUGACCUCCAUCUUGGCCCCCGAGCGUUUCAGCAAGGGGCUGUCCUACACCUGCGGCAUGCUGGGAGUCUUCUCCUGGAUUAGUAUCGGGUCUUCGAUCGCCUUGAUCGUAGCACAGACUAUCAUGGCUUUGGUUAUUCAGUACCAUCCCGACCUCACCAUCAAGUCAUGGCAUUACUUCCUCCUUUAUGUGGCUGUCCAUGUGAUAGCAGUGCUGUAUAACCUGUUCCUCGCACAAAGGACGGAAUGGAUCUACAAACUUACCUUUACAUCCAUCGCCUGUCCUUCACUCACCAACGCGAGGGCGAACUCAUCCUUUGUCUGGACCACCUUUUACAAUAACUCCGAGCUGUGGCCUGACGGAAUCUGUUUCCUGACAGGACUCUCAGGCCCAUCCUUUAUGCUCAUCGGGCUUGAUGCCACCAUGCAUCUCGCAGAGGAAUGCAGCGCGCCCGCCAAGACCAUCCCGAAAGCCAUCAUCUCCACGGUUCUGGUUGGAGUUUUGACGGCAUUCGCCUUCGCUGUUGCCAUGUGCUAUAGCACAGACGACUUCGAGUCUCUUCUAACGACGCCUACAGGGUUUCCCAUUUACGCUCUAUGGCACCAAGCCACAGGUUCGCUACCAGGUGCUACGGUACUGAUGGUGGCACUUCUUUGUGUUAUGAUGUCAGCAUUGAACGCGGUGCAUCAGACGGCUUCUCGUCUCACUUGGUCAUCUGCUCGAGACGAUGCCAUCGUCCUGGCAAAGUACUUGAAACUCGUCCACCCGAGACUGCACAUGCCUGUCUAUGCACUCUUACUUAACUUCGUCUUCUGUGUCAUCGCUGGGGCUCUCUAUCCGGCAUCGACCUCGGCGCUCGAGCGCGUAUCUACCAGCGUCACGCGGCUUCCGCAUACCAAACAUGGCUGGCUAUUUUUGCAACAUCGUUGCUGUGGGAUGGACAACCCUUGUUACGGUGAUAUUCUGUUUCCCCACCGUGGCUCCAAUCACAGGAAACAACAUGAUUGUUGCCGUUGUCUUCGUACUGGGGGCCGUGAAUUGGGGUUGCUAUGCGCGAACGAGAUAUCAGGGGCCGCGCCUGGAAUCAUUGUCAUUGUGAGGGGAAGUCAUCACGCCACGACUACGUGCAUCUUCCUCUUUUGUCUUUUCAGGAUGGGUUCCGGAGAUUAUUCUUUCAUCGCUGGUACUUGUGCAGCACGCAGCAUGAAGGCCUAG
This is a messenger RNA of Fusarium graminearum PH-1, 1536 nucleotides long. RefSeq lists its product as uncharacterized. Gene Ontology annotation, molecular function: transmembrane transporter activity. Gene Ontology annotation, biological process: transmembrane transport. Gene Ontology annotation, cellular component: membrane. The record is from RefSeq and is a predicted model, not a curated record. Bases 1 to 1536 code for a protein of 511 amino acids. NCBI's taxonomy places the organism in Eukaryota, Fungi, Ascomycota, Sordariomycetes, Hypocreales, Nectriaceae. The transcript is spliced from 6 exons.